This is a messenger RNA of Syngnathus typhle (broad-nosed pipefish), 2340 nucleotides long. RefSeq names its product serotransferrin-like. The transcript has 18 exons. Gene Ontology annotation, biological process: iron ion transport; antibacterial humoral response. The coding region runs from base 1 to 2217 and encodes 738 amino acids. Lineage: Eukaryota; Metazoa; Chordata; Actinopteri; Syngnathiformes; Syngnathidae. The record is from RefSeq and is a predicted model, not a curated record. Gene Ontology annotation, cellular component: recycling endosome; early endosome; plasma membrane.
AUGAAAGGACCAGCACGCUAUAGAGAUUUUGAGAUGUCUACCAUGAAGCAUCUCAAACUUCUGUCCUUCAUACAUGCAUCAAUAUCACCUUGUGCUGUUGCUGUCCUUGCAGUGGCUGUUGUGCUGUCUGCCUCCGCCGAGCAUGUGAGGUGGUGUGUGAAGUCAGACAAGGAGCACCAGAAGUGUUUGGCGCUGGCUACCAAGGCGCCAGUCUUCUCCUGUGUCAAAAAAUCGGAUUCUCUGGGAUGUAUCAAUGCCAUUCAUGACAGUUCAGCUGAUGCCGUUACUCUGGAUGGAGGAGACGUAUACACCGCUGGCAUGAAGAGCUUUAAACUUCAUCCCAUCAUUGCUGAGGACUAUGGUGCCACAUCAGAAACGUGUUACUAUGCCGUCGCCGUGGUCAAGAAGGGGUCCGAGUUUGGCGUUCGAGACUUGCAAGGAAAGAGAUCCUGCCACACCGGCUUGGGAAAAUCUGCCGGCUGGAAUAUUCCGAUUGGAACUCUUAUCAAGUUGGGUGUGCUGCAAUGGGGAGGCGUUGAAGAUGAAUCCAUUGAGGCUGCGGUUGGAAAGUUUUUCGCCGAAAGUUGUGUGCCAGGUGCUGAAUUGGGUUCCCAACUGUGUAAAGGCUGCAAAGGAGAUUGCUCGCGUUCUGACGAUGAACCUUUCCAUGGCUACAGCGGUGCAUUCCAGCAAGUUGUGGUCCUAGGUGUCUGGUGCAAAAUGCCGGAGAUGUGGCAUUUGUCAAUCAUCUUACUGUACCAGAUGAUGCCUGACUAUGGUAAACUUUUUAAACGGUUCCAAUCAUUCCCCCACCCAGAGAGCACGAAGGCUGACUACGAGCUGCUGUGCAUGAACGAUUCUCGAGCACCCAUCGACUCCUACAAAGAAUGCCACCUGGCCAGGAUACCUGCUCAUGCUGUGGUGACCCGACAAGACCCGGUGCUGGCAGAGUGUAUCUGGACUAGUCUCACCACAGUGCAGGACUUUGACCUGUUCUCCUCUGAGGCGUACGCACCGGCCAAGAAUCUAAUGUUCCAAGACUCUACUGAAAAGCUAGUCAGGUUACCUGCCAAUAUCACCUCGGUGCUCUAUCUGGGCGCUACCUACUUAAGCGUCGUGCGCUCACUGAACAAAGAGAUCACCGCAUCCGGCUCGAAUGCUAUCACGUGGUGUGCCGUGGGCCCGCGUGAGACUGCAAAAUGCGACCGCUGGAGUGCCAACAGCAUGGUGGACGAUAAAAACAAAAUUCUGUGCAAGACUGCCUCUACAGUGGAAGAGUGCAUAAAGAUGAUCAUGUGCAAAGAAGCAGAUGCAAUGGCCAUGGAUGGAGGAGAGGUGUACAUCGCAGGACAGUGCGGUCUGGUUCCAGCCAUGGUGGAGCAGUAUGAUGAAGUAAUGUGCAACCAGUCUGGAGGCUCAGCCUCAUCCUAUUAUGCGGUCGCUGUGGUCAAAAAGGGUUGUGGGGUGACUUGGGACAAUCUGAAGGGGAAGAAGUCUUGCCACACAGGCUUUGGCAAAAGUGCCGGCUGGAACAUUCCCAUGGGUAAAAUCUACAAACAGACGGGAGACUGUGACUUUACAAAGUUCUUCAGUAGCGGCUGCGCCCCUGGAGCUCCGGCCGACUCGCCAUUCUGCUCUCUGUGUGCAGGCAGUGAUGAAUCUGUGGUUGACAAGUCAAAGUGCCAAGCCAGUUCGGAGGAGAAGUACUAUGGCUACGCUGGGGCCUUUAGAUGUCUUGUUGAGGGUGCUGGUGAUGUGGCCUUCAUUAAACACACAACUGUUGCAGAAAACAGCGACGGAAAGGGUCCAGAGUGGGCUGCUGAUGUCUUGAGCAGUGACUACAAGCUGAUUUGUCCAACUAAGGAUCCGGUGCCAAUCGCAGACUUUGAGGCUUGCAACCUUGCCAUUUCCCCAGCGCAUGCUGUGGUGACCCGUCCCGAGACCCGCAAUGAUGUUGUCUCCGUUCUUCAAGAACAGCAGGCUCGGUUUGGCCGAUAUGUCAGAGAUCCCAGUUUCAAAAUGUUUGGGUCCAGUCCGGAGGUGAACCUCCUUUUCAAAGAUUCCACCCAGUGUCUCCAGGAGGUUCCAAGUGGGUGCAACUAUAAGAGCUUCUUGGGACCAGAUUACAUGGAUGCAAUGACCACACUGAGGGAGUGCAGUGCCUCUACUUCAGAGUUGGAGAAACUGUGCACUUCCAGCAUCUGCCAGACAAAUUAAAUGACUCAAAAUGCAGAAUGCUGAGGCCACAUUUUGUUCUCUGUUCCCAACAACUGCUUAGAAAUUAUCCUUGGACGAAUGACUCAAGUCAUUUUGCAUUGUUUUUCCAACAUGUGCCUCAAA